GUUACGACGUCAUAUCCAGUGGCCUGCUGCGUCGUCUUGUUUCCGGAGGCUGAGCGGAGAAGAGGCUGAAGGGUUUAUUUGGAAUUUACAGCAAGAAGGCGGAUAUUUUUUUUUGUCUCGGUGAGGCCGUCGACAAAGGGGUGUUGCGGGAAGGAGGGGGCUUUUGGCAGGUACUUCGUCGCCUUUCUGCGGUUCCCAGUGCAUGGCCUUGGAGCCAGUGGUGGCACUGAGAAUGGGUCCAGAGAGGAUUUGUCCAAAUGAACACGAAGAGCUGGGCCUCCAAGAGGCACCAGAUGGAACCCCUGAUCCUGCUGGGGAGUGGAGUAGUGAAGAACCAGAAGAGGAGGAGGAAGAAAGCAAUAACGGCUACCUGUACCAACCUCUUAACCAAGACCCGGAUCAGGGACCAGUGAUACUUGAAGAAACUGUGCCUAGUACAGAGCCAACUCUCGAUAUCAACGAGCGACUUCAGGCAAUGAGAUUGCACUUGCCUGACCCACCUGUGGACAGUGACGAGGAAGAGGGAUCUUUAGCUCAGAGCAGUCACACCUCUAUCCCUAUGGACCCAGAACAUGUGGAGCUGGUGAAAAGGACGAUGGCUGGAGUCAAGCUGCCCACACUGGGGAUCCCUGCGUGGGCUAAUGAGAUCUCGGACGAUCAGUGGCAGGAUAUGGUGCAGCGGACGCUACAAGCCAGACAGAGUCAGAGUGGCUCUAAGCCAGAAUGGAAAUGAAGACUGAACCGUGAAUUUCUCCCUGCUUGCAUAGGAAGCAGCUAAGCACAAAGUGCUGCACUUUAAACAGUCUUCUCUGAAGUGGUCAGGUAGAUGUUUAUCUUCCACCAGCAUUGAUAUUCUGUGUUCAUCUUCACAUGCUUUAAAUUACUGCCUACUCUGUCAGCUGUUUGUAAUGCCCAGCGACUGAGCAGUAAUAAUGAUGGCAGAAGUUUCCUAAUUCUGGGGAGCAAAAGGGGCCUGUCAAAGAAAUAAACAACCCCUGUGAAAUGAUCUUGGGAGAUGCAUGUUUUAGCCCUGUUGUUCUCUUCUUCCCCACCCCCACCCCACCCCUAACCCUUUUUCCAUGUGAUACAUGGGCUGACGAGCUAGGAAUGGCCAUGAGGUGAAGUCCAGUGUGUCAUCUUUUCAAGAGAUCCAUUUUAUUUAGUUCUGUACAUACAGGGACAUCUGUACAAAAUCCAACACUGUCAUACUAUGUAAUACUCUACUGAAAAUAAAGUACACCAUAUGUACAUAA
Pogona vitticeps (central bearded dragon) is the source of this 1253-nucleotide messenger RNA. It is a transcript of the gene MEA1, whose product is annotated as male-enhanced antigen 1. The record is from RefSeq and is a predicted model, not a curated record. Gene Ontology annotation, biological process: spermatogenesis. Lineage: Eukaryota; Metazoa; Chordata; Lepidosauria; Squamata; Agamidae.